Molecule: messenger RNA, 306 nt
Organism: Prorocentrum cordatum
Lineage: Eukaryota; Dinophyceae; Prorocentrales; Prorocentraceae
Source: the annotation of a GenBank genome assembly
GAGCUCAUCAAGAAGCGGAACGCCGACUUCCUCCGGGACCUCGAUGGGCCCAGCCAGCACCGCGUGGCGGACGUGCAGCAGCGGCAGCUCGAGGUGCUCUUCCGGGAGAUCGAGGGGUUCGAGCGCUUCUUGCCGUCAGCGGUGCAGAAGGCGUGGUUGCUGCCCAUCGAGCUGGACAAGGAACAGGAGAUCCGGGAGGUCCGGUUCUUCGACCGCGUCAACAAGUGGGUGUCGGACCCCGCCUGGAGAGCAGGACAGCAGAUGGACUGGCUGUUGACCCAGUCGGAGUGCCUGUUCUUGCUGCGG